Macadamia integrifolia is the source of this 3098-nucleotide messenger RNA. Its product is annotated as pentatricopeptide repeat-containing protein At1g22960, mitochondrial. The transcript has a single exon. The record is from RefSeq and is a predicted model, not a curated record. Lineage: Eukaryota; Viridiplantae; Streptophyta; Magnoliopsida; Proteales; Proteaceae. The coding region runs from base 462 to 2636 and encodes 724 amino acids. Gene Ontology annotation, molecular function: protein binding.
GCUUUUGCUGGAAUUCAACCCUGAUUGUUGAGCUGGACAAUGGUCCCGGCUCGGCCCGAGUGUCCCGGUUCAAAUAGUAUCUUCUUUUGAGUCUUGGUCUCAAGUCAUCGGAGGUCGGAGAUGGAGGAAUAAGGUAUCUGGCUCAGAGGCGAUGAACGUAGCCGUCUUGGCCAGUCAAGAACGGGCGGAAACCCUAUUUUGGGUAUCUGCUCUUCUGCAGCUUUUGGUCGAUGCCAGCCAAGCUAUUAUUGGAAUCUACCAGAGAUAGAAUUUUGAAUAGUUGGGAGAUUGAGAUAGGUGGAACGGUUGAAUGGAGGACUAUGUAUUGCAACGGCCGCGGUUAGAAGCUGUUGGGAGUUUCCCUUUUUCCAUUCAUGGCGUAAAGGAAUAGAAUUAAGAGAAAACAGAAAAGACCAAGCUUCCCUGAGAUCCUCUAUAAUUUUCUUCUUCUGCUGCUGCUAAUGGCCUUUUAUUUUGGAGCUUCGAGAACCUUUGCCACUGUAACAAUCGCAAGCCUUCCUAAGGUUCGGUUUCUCUUCCCCAUCGCUUAUUCUUUGAAUAUAUGCACAUCCAAAAACAGUGCUUUCUCAGAGACCGACUACGACAACCUGAUAUCUGAGACCCUUGACCGCAACCCAUGCGCAUUUAUGCAGGGUUUCUGGCUCUCGGAUCGAUUCCGAGCUGUGAUUCUUGACCCGGACUUGUUCGUUCGUGUCCUCAAAUCGAUCCGGCGGAGACCUAGAAUCGCAUUGCGGUUCUUUAGAUGGGCAGAGAGUCAACCCGAAUUCAAACACUCUGAAUUUGCUUUCUGUGUCAUUCUUGAGAUUCUAGCUGAGAAUAAUCUUAUGCGAUCGGCUUACUGGGUGAUGCAGAGGGUUGUUAGUGUGAAUUUGCAUGGGAUUGUGGAUGAUUUGGUGGAUGGUUACUUGAGUUCGGAGGCUUUAAGUAAGCUUCUCGAUACUUUGUUGUUGGUUUACACCAAAGGAUCCAUGACUGAGCUGUGCUUAUCAACUAUGGAUAAGAUGGUGGGACAUGGUUUACGCCCAAAUGUGAAAAAUUGUAACAGAAUACUCAGGAUUCUUCGAGAUGAAAAUCUUGGAAGCAAAGCAAGAGAGAUUUACAAGCUAAUGGGCGAGUUUGAUAUCCAGCCUACAAUUGUUACUUACAACACCUUGCUAGACUCUUUCUGUAAGGAAGGCGAGGUGCAAGAAGCUUUGGACCUACUGUCGGAGAUGCAAGAGAGAGGGUGUGCCCCCAAUGAUGUGACUUAUAAUGUUUUGAUCAAUGGGUUGUCGAAAAAAGGAGAGGUAGACCAAGCCAAAGGUUUGAUCAAUGAAAUGCUGAACUCGGGGUUGAAGGUCUCAGCAUUGACGUAUAAUCCUUUGAUUCAUGGGUACUUUAAGAAGGGCAAAAUUGAUGAGGCUUUAGCCCUUGGGAGUGAGAUGGUGCAGAGAGGUGCCUCUCAUACGGUUGAAACUUACAACACAUUUAUUGAUGGGUUCUGCAAGUGGGGAAGAAUGAUCAAGGCUAGGGAAUGGUUCUCCAACAUGUUAAAGAACAAUUUGGAGCCAGAUAUAGUGUCUUAUAACACUUUAAUUUAUGGUUAUUGUAGAGUGGGAAACUUAAGAGAAGCUUUCCUAUUGUUUGAAGAACUAAGAAAUGGAGUUCUCGUUCCUACUGUAGUUACGUAUAAUACACUUAUAGAUGGCCUUUGCAAAUUGGGAGACUUAGAAGAUGCUCGAAAACUCAAGGAAGAGAUGAUCAAGAAGGGAGUUCUCCCAGAUGUGUUCACUUACACUAUUUUAGUGAAUGGCUCUUGGAAGCAGGGAAAUCUAGUAAUGUCUAAAGAAUUCUUUGAUGAAAUGCUACGUGAAGGAUUGCAGCCAGAUAGAUUUGCUUACACAACCCGGAUAGUUGGAGAGCUGAAGUUUAGUGAUGCAAACAAGGCAUUUAGUUUGCAGGAAGAAAUGCUAGCUAAGGGUUUCCCACCAAACAUGAUCACUUACAAUGUUUUGGUUGAUGGGCUUUGCAAAUUGGGAAAUUUGGAAGAAGCAUUGGGGUUGUUGCAAAGAAUGGUUGAAGAUGGGCUAGUUCCAGAUCACGUGACAUAUUCUUGUAUCAUUCAUGCUCAUUUGGAGAGUGGCCAUCUCAGGGAAGGCAGGGAGGUUUUUUAUGAGAUGCUAAAUAGAGGUUUGUCUCCUACGGUUGUGACAUAUACAAUGUUGAUUCAUGCGCAUGCUGGUAAAGGGAGGCUCGAACUAGCCUUUAUGUUCUUCUCAGAGAUGCAGGAGAAGGGUGUAUUGCCAAAUGUGAUCACCUAUAAUGCCCUGAUAAAUGGUUUGUGCAAAGUGGGGAGAGAGGAUCAAGCUUACAAGUUUUUCAUGGAGAUGGAGGAGAAAGGGCUGUUGCCAAAUAAAUAUACUUACACUUUAUUGAUAAAUGAGAACUGCAAUUUGGGUAAUUGGGAUGAAGCUUUCAGGUUGUAUGGUGAAAUGCUGGAGAGAGGGAUUGAGCCUGAUUCAUGUACACACAGUGCACUACUAAAGCAGCUCAAUAAAGAUUAUAAAACCCAUGCAGUGCAAUGCCUCGAGAGUAUAAUUGUAGACAGUGAAAAAUCAAUCAAAACAAUGACUUGAUAAAUUCAAUGAAAUAGCAUUUUUUAAUGGGAUCACAUUCAUUGGUAGGGGAGAUAUACUUCAGCCAAGAGGAUUGCCUAUGUCUCGCUGCCAAAAUGCUCUGAUGAUGGCAAGUACAUUUCUGCGCCGUUGUUUUAGCAUUCCCUCCCUUCUGGAUUUACUUCAAAAGGAAUAGCUCCAAUGGUCCAUGUUUAUAGACUAUCAAUGGAGCUGGAACCAGUGAGGAGAUGAUCAUGCCUGAACAGUUGGAGUUUAUGCGUGAGGUACCACACAUAGAGACCUUAACUUAUUAUUAUUUUUUUUAAAUUUCCAAACUUUGUCAUAUUUUGUUUGCAUGUUUUGUACCUGAACAGUUGAGUUUAUGCUUGAGGUACCACACAUAGAGACCUUAACUUAUUAUUUUUAAUUUCCAAACUUUGUCAUAUUUUGAUUGCAUGUUUUUAAAAUUUCCAAACUUUGUCA